UUACUAUAUUUUGCAUAAAAUAUAAGGUUAGCAUACAAUAACUAUGAAAUGAGCAGGUACCUGCCAGUUAUUUUAGUCUUAUUUUGAGAAUAUGCCACAGGUUGUCUGUUAAGUGAACGCGAUGUUAAACAUUUUCCACUCGCGAACUCAAUACUAAGGAAUUCGAUGAUGUUUCCUUUUAUAUAAAAGGUUUUUUUAAGGACGCUCAAUACGCAUGCAGUUGUAACGUGAUCUGCGGAUCGGUUAUAAAGUGUUCCGUAAUGUCGCUUGCUUUUCAAUUUCGUCUUUGCGGCUGAUAAUUUUAUUCUGUUUCAAGUGGUCACAAUGACAACAAAGCCGAUAUUGUAUUGUCGUUAUCCAUCUGAAAAAAGCUUACAUCCGCAGAUUGUCUGGCGUCCAGUACUCCUCAAGAUGCCAGGCAUUGUUAUUUAGGUCUAAAUCCUAAUGCACGGACGGAUUUCCGCCAGUUACACCUUUAACCUGGAUUGCGUGCGCUGACUCAAACGUUUUUGCAUCUUUAUACGCGAAACGUGCUGAACCUUGUAGUUCCCAGGCGCAGGCGACGAGGUAUUGAAUUAUGAUCAAAGAGGUUAACGUUACACUCACAUGAAACUUGAAAACGCGUCUUCCUUUGCCAUGGAAUAUAGAGCAGCUUUGGUGAUUAUUCAACUGACACUAGCGUCUGUGCAUUCACGCAAACCCUUACCAACCCUAAGUGACCAUCGCAUUAGUCUACAAUGCUUACAAGACUAUAUGCUGCUUGACAUGGACUUACAAGAUAUACCGAAACUAGAACCAAAUACCUUACAUCUGCGACACUUCUCGUGUAAACCACAGGUCACGAACACACGCGCCAUAUUUCAGGUACCCUUUCAAGGUUGCGGGACAACCCUCGUGACAGAACCGAACCAUAUCGUUUAUAAAAAUGUCGUGGAUAACUCGCAGCAAGUAAACGGGUCACGCGUGGCUGUCAGACACGCGCCAGAACUUUACUAUCCCUUCGCGUGUCGUUAUCGCCAAAAGUACAUCGUCACCUUGAAAGAAGGACAACAGGGCAAUCAAGGAAAUGACGAUGGUCAGGAAAAAGGAAAUCGGACAAGAGAAGAUACCCCUUCGGAAGUAUCCAAAAACAGCGUCUCAAGUUCUCACUGUCAUCACUUAAGUGUGCUUUUAUUUGGACUUCAACUUCUUAAAAUGUUGAAACAAGUCUUGAUUUGAUUGGAACCGUUGCGUCGGUCAAUAUCCCGGAUGCCAUGAGGAAGUAGGCGCCUUAGACAAGAAACGAAGUUGCCUCCUAGCUAUCACAGCUGCUUAGAGAAGUUCCCUUGAGAUAGGCUUCCACAGGCUACUUAAUGAAAUAAUCAUUGAGUAAUGCCCUACAGAUGGCUUAUUUUACGGUUCCUUGUUACACUGAACUAUACUGAACCCUCCAGCAAUUCACAGCGUGAACGAGUGUUUGUGCUCGAGUUUAUAUUCAAGUGUCAAGUUUGUACUUCGUCUAAAUCAUUCCCAAUCUCACCAUCCUUGUUCCUUCAAGAUUCGUCAUUAACUCUUUGAUGUUUUCCACCUAAUUAAACGAUUAUUUGAAGAAUCCCUUAUUGGGAUGAUAAGUCUAAAGCUCGACAAAAAAAAA
Molecule: messenger RNA, 1633 nt
Organism: Orbicella faveolata
Lineage: Eukaryota; Metazoa; Cnidaria; Anthozoa; Scleractinia; Merulinidae
Source: RefSeq, a predicted model, not a curated record